Molecule: messenger RNA, 1224 nt
Organism: Felis catus (domestic cat)
Lineage: Eukaryota; Metazoa; Chordata; Mammalia; Carnivora; Felidae
Gene: CASP4
Product: caspase 4
Biological process (GO): proteolysis; regulation of apoptotic process
Cellular component (GO): protein-containing complex
Molecular function (GO): caspase binding; cysteine-type endopeptidase activity
Source: RefSeq, marked provisional
ACAAGGAUCUGAAGGGCAAGAGGAAGCAGUUCAUCAACUCAGUCGGCAUGGGGACGGUCAACGGCUUGCUGGAUGAACUCUUUGAGAAAAACGUGCUGAACCAGGAGGAGAUGGAGAGAGUAAAAUGUGAAAACGCUACCGUUAUGGACAAGGCCCGAGCUCUGAUCGACAGCGUCCUGCGGAAAGGGCCACGGGCGUGCCAGAUCUUUAUCUGUCACAUCUGUGAGGAAGACACCCACCUUGCAGAGACGCUGGGGCUCUCCUCAAGCCCACAAUCUGGAAAUUCUCAGAACACCACGGACUCUGAAGUAGCGUUUCCUCCUCUUCCAGCCAGCGUGAAUAACAUGCCUGGGCCGGCUGAGCCAGAAGAAUCUGUAGAUGCUCUCAAGCUUUGUCCUCGUGAAAACUUCGUGAAACUGUGUAAACAGAGGGCUGAAGAGAUCUACCCAAUAAAGGAGAGAAAGGAUCGUACUCGUCUGGCUCUCAUCAUAUGCAAUACGACGUUCGAUCAUCUUUCUCUCAGGAAGGGGGCUGACCUUGACGUUGCAGGGAUGAGGAGGCUGCUUACAGACCUUGGCUACAGUGUGCACAUAAAAGAGGAACUCACUGCUAAGGACAUGGAAUCAGAGCUGAGGGCAUUUGCUGCCCGUCCAGAGCACAAGUCCUCGGACAGCACAUUCCUGGUGUUCAUGUCUCAUGGCAUCCUGAGUGGAAUCUGUGGGACGAAGUACAGCGCUGAAGGAGACCCAGAUGUAUUGGCUUAUGACACCAUCUUCCAGAUUUUCAACAACCGCAACUGCCUUAGUCUAAAGGACAAGCCCAAGGUCAUCAUCGUCCAGGCCUGCAGAGGUGAAAAUUUGGGGGAACUGUUGAUCAGUGACUCUCCAGCGGCCCCAAUGGACAGCACUUCACAGAUGGGUAGCAGCCUUUCACAGGUGGGUGACAACCUAGAGGACGACGCCAUUUACAAGGUCCACGUGGAGAAGGACUUCAUCGCUUUCUGCUCUUCGACCCCACAUCAUGUGUCUUGGAGAGACGUGAACAAGGGAUCUCUCUUCAUUACACAACUCAUCACGUGCUUCCAAAAGUAUUCGUGGUGCUUUCAUCUGGAGGAAGUAUUUCGGAAGGUACAACAGUCAUUUGAAAAACCAAAUGUUAGAGCCCAGAUGCCCACCAUUGAACGACUAUCCAUGACAAGAUACUUCUAUCUCUUCCCUGGCAAUU